Molecule: messenger RNA, 1755 nt
Organism: Vollenhovia emeryi
Lineage: Eukaryota; Metazoa; Arthropoda; Insecta; Hymenoptera; Formicidae
Product: WD repeat domain phosphoinositide-interacting protein 4-like
Exons: 6
Coding region: 240-1358 (372 amino acids)
Biological process (GO): protein localization to phagophore assembly site; autophagy of mitochondrion; protein lipidation
Cellular component (GO): phagophore assembly site membrane; extrinsic component of membrane; cytosol
Molecular function (GO): phosphatidylinositol-3,5-bisphosphate binding; protein binding; phosphatidylinositol-3-phosphate binding
Source: RefSeq, a predicted model, not a curated record
CCUCUGUAGAUAUCGUGCUCAUUGAUACCAGAAAGCACUUGUUGACUGUAAAUAUUAGAAGCAUUAAAAUUUAAAAUUUAUCUACAGCAUGCAUAUUGACCGUUUGUGUCAUGGAUUCGAAAUACGGACUGCCCUAAAAAUUAAUUUUCCUUGAAGAGUGAAGAGAAUUCCGAAUUCUGUUGAAAAAACAACUUCUAUUAACACCGUCAACGCUUUGUUGAUCAACUGCGAGAGUCACGAUGGCUGCAAGAGGCAUUCAUAGCCUGAGAUUUAAUCAAGAUCAAGGUUGUUUUACGUGCUGCAUGGACUCCGGACUGAGAAUCUAUAAUGUUGACCCAUUGGUGGAGAAGGCGCAUUUCGAUAAUGAUUUAAUGGGAAGCAUCUCCAUGGCCGAGAUGCUCUGGAGAACGAACGUAAUUGCCGUCGUAGGUGGUGGAAACCGUGCUAAAUUUGCUGAUAACACUGUUCUGAUUUACGACGAUGUGUCGAAGAAAUUUGUUAUGGAAGUCACGUUUACCAGUCUCAUUAAAGCAGUUAGAUUACGCAGGGACAAAAUGAUAGUUGCGCUGCAGCGAGAGAUUCAUGUCUUUUCGUUUCCUACACCCGUUCGAAGGUUGUUGACACUCGAGACCAGAGACAAUCCAAUGGGCUUGGUGGAAUUAGCAACAUUUGCAACAGCGCAGAGACAGUUGCUGGCCUUUCCCGGCCAUAAGCUCGGUAGUGUGCAAUUGGUGGAUCUUGGAGCUACCGAGGCUGGUAGUUCCAGCGCUCCUAUUACUCUUUCAGCACAUCAGGGCGCACUAGCGUGUCUGGCAGUCAAUGGAAAUGGGACUAUGAUCGCGACUGCAUCCGUUCAGGGGACUUUAAUCAGAGUUUGGGACUCUGUGCGCAGGAGUUUAUUGGUUGAGUUGAGGCGUGGUGCUGAUCCAGCCACACUCUACUGCAUAACAUUCAGUAGAGACUCAGAAUUCUUAUGCGCCUCGAGCGAUAAAGGAACAGUGCAUAUAUUUGCCCUAAAAAAUACCAACUUGAAUCGACGAUCCACCUUUUCAAACAUGGGUUUUCUAGGCAAUUACGUCGAAAGUCAAUGGGCUUUGGCUACCUUUACAGUACCUCCGGAAUGCGCUUGCGUUUGCGCGUUUGGCACACAUAAUUCUGUGAUAGGUAUUUAUUUUAUACGAGAAAGUAUCACCGAUACACUCUGCCUCUCUUCCCUCAUCUUUUUAUUUGAUUGCAAUUUCAGCUGUGUGUAUGGACGGAACAUUUCACAAGUAUGUCUUCACUGCGGAAGGCAAUUGCAAUCGACAAGCAUUCGACGUCUUCCUCGACGUGUGCGGCGACAACGACUUUUAACAUAAGGCCUACAUAUGCGUGUGUGUACAAGUACCAGGCUAUAUACUUGCAACGAAAUUUCUAGUCGAUUUACGAACGAAAUUUCUUGUAUGUGAUAAUUGUCCAGGUAAUCGAGUCGCCGAUUACGUGGAAAGUGCAUAAGUCAUGGGAAAGUCAAUAUUCCAUAGAGGCCCUCGAUUACAAUCUCGUUUCGUGACUUGUGUACUUCCCAUAAUUAUACAGUUUUAAUAAAUAUUAAGACAUUUAUUUUGUACAACGAAUUACCCAUUUAACUUUAUAUUUACGUCACCUAUCCUUUACAGAAAAAACUCUGCAUAACGUUGUAAGAUGCGAUUCACAUAUCCAAUAGCCUCGCAGGAACUUCCAAACAAAUCUUGCGGAGUCAUAUUAUGUAGAUCUAUU